AUGACCAGAACCGCCGGGCGCCCCAGCACGUCUUGCAACGUUUGUAAAAGACAAAAGAUUCGCUGCUCAGGCGAUAGGCCAAGCUGCACCAGAUGCGUCAGACUGAAGAGUCCAUGCCAUUACAACAAGGGCGGAGUCAACAGAGUCCGAAAGCAAAAGGAAUAUCCCGACGUCUUCAUAGGAAACACAGCUUCUUCUCGUUCUUCGCUGACUCCCAUCGUCGCUGCUCCACACCGUUCUAUCGAGGAUACCUUAGAUAAUAUCCCCUCAACACUACUCACCACUCUGGUUAACCUCUACUUCACCAACGUCUACCAAUCAACCCUUCUCUUCCAUAAACCUACCUUUCUCCAAUCCCUUUCCAGCGGAACUGUACGACAACACGUUCUUCUCAGCAUCUGUGCCUGGGGAGCAAACUUUUAUCGAGAUGAGCAAGGUAAAGCUACACUUAAAGAUCAAGGCUUCAUGAUAAAAUGGGCCAAGAAGGCAGGCAGCCUCGUUUUCCAAGACGCGGAAGAUCUAAAUGAAGAUAACAUCGUUACGCAUUGCAAUCUUUCUCUCUUCUGGCAUAGUCAGGGAUCUUGGAGGAUAAGUUAUCUCCACAAAGGAAACGCGUGUCAACUCCUCCACAUUAUUGGCGCGGGCCAAAGUGCCCCUACUCUUGAGUCUCAAUUACGCAGAAGACGGUUCUGGGAGUGUUACUUGAUGCAUUGCUUUAGUUCUGAGAAGCUCUUUCGAUUCGAAGUCAUUGCUGAUGUUGAGAGCUUACCGUUGCCAUGGCCUGAAGAUAGUUUUGAAGCUGCUAUACCUCCGGAUGGGGUGGCGACUAUUGGUGAUGGAGCUGAUACGGGAAGUGUGUUUGCUGAGUUGAUACGUGGCUUACAUCUUUGGUGCUCGGUUGUUUCUGUCGUCAGGUGGAAAGACACCGACCUCAGUACCCGUAUCCAGCAGAUCUUCAAAACCGAGAGCGAGAUAACAACAUGGUGGCAACGAGUCCCUGAUAACUUCAGGCUUGACGCUUCUACCGCCCUCACUACAGAUCAAAACAGUCUGCCCAUAAUUCUAUUGACCAAUCUCAUAUACCAUCAAUCACUCUGCGUCCUCCAUUCUUCCAUCGUCCCACUCUUUUGCUGGUCAAAGGGCGAUAAUGCCUACUCAUCAGCACGGCACCUCUCGGCCCAGAUAGCAUACGAACACGCUUGUACAAUCUCAAGUCUCGUCAGAGCUGUUUCAAACAGUGGCUGUCCGUUUAGUAGUAUGCCAAUAUUUGUCGCAUAUGCAGCAUAUUCCAGCUGCGCUGUCCAAAUACCUUUUCUUUGGUGUUCUCAACCUGGGGUCAAAGCUCAAGCUCAACUCAAUGUUCAGGCAAACAUGAACAUGAUACAAGAGAUGUCUUCAUAUUGGAAGUUGGCUUCUCUCCUACAAGUCUAUGCGCGAUGCAUUCACGAUGUGCAUAAACGCAACCCACCAACCAUCUCCAAUGAACCUAAACACGCGGAUAUUUCUGCUUUCGUGAAGUUCGGAGUUGAUGCAGAUCUCGCCAAAGCGUCUAUUCUUGAGUUUACGGGGAUUUUGAGAGCUGACAAUGGAGGUUAUGUAAAGCCUGGGGAAGAGAGUCACGACCUGACCAUUAACUCAACAACUGAUCAACCGACUAUCGGAAGCGACCGAGGUCCGAUUGAGUCAUCUCAGGAUGUUGGGCCAUCUAUUCUAUCAGAGCAGGCUCAAGUUGACUCUCAAACAUAUUUGCUUGAGCCCAGUGGCAAUGAAUGGCCGACAUUUGACGUGUUCAACUCGUUGUUCGAUGCUGAUAUAACAGCUCUGUUACCUUUGGACGAUACUCUCGAUCUUUCAGCUUUUGACUUUAAUUUCUCAACUUUGGAUAACUCAGACAACAUAUAA
Molecule: messenger RNA, 1902 nt
Organism: Fusarium coffeatum
Lineage: Eukaryota; Fungi; Ascomycota; Sordariomycetes; Hypocreales; Nectriaceae
Exons: 6
Coding region: 1-1902 (633 amino acids)
Biological process (GO): DNA-templated transcription; regulation of DNA-templated transcription
Cellular component (GO): nucleus
Molecular function (GO): zinc ion binding; DNA-binding transcription factor activity, RNA polymerase II-specific; DNA binding
Source: RefSeq, a predicted model, not a curated record